This is a messenger RNA of Photinus pyralis (common eastern firefly), 1107 nucleotides long. Its product is annotated as mitochondrial import inner membrane translocase subunit TIM50-C-like. The transcript has a single exon. Bases 7 to 1107 code for a protein of 366 amino acids. NCBI's taxonomy places the organism in Eukaryota, Metazoa, Arthropoda, Insecta, Coleoptera, Lampyridae. Gene Ontology annotation, molecular function: phosphoprotein phosphatase activity. The record is from RefSeq and is a predicted model, not a curated record.
UUCAAAAUGUUUAUAAGAAGAGUGUUUGCGUUGUUUAUACAACUACCCAACAAAAGUUCUGCACAAUUUUUAGUUAAGAGAAGCAUACCCAUAGUUCAACAGAAUAGGAUACUUUCAAAAGUAGUGAAUUCAAAAAUUGGUGAACAACAAACUCAGAUUUCAGGUUACCUAACCGAAAGUCCACUAAUUUCAUCCCAUCUCAACGGAGAUGGUACCGCUGCUAACCGAGAGGCCGCGUGGAGAACAAUUAAGUACACUUUGUUACUGAGCGCGACAGCAGUUUUAGGUACAGGAAUCUAUUUAGUUGUCAAAUUUGGAAAACCACAAGCAGCUGAAAAUGGUCUACUUAUUCCAGACGAAUUUUAUGCUCAACCCACCCCACUGCAAUACAUCCGAAGAGCUUUGAAGGUGUUGGAAGGGUAUGUGCGUUUAAUUAGCGAACCGUCUAGGGAAAAGCUUCUGCCCGACGAAUUAAAUCCUCCAUACUAUCAACCGCCUUUUACACUAGUUUUAGAGCUCACCGAUGUACUGGUCCACCCUGACUGGACGUACCAAACUGGGUGGAGGUUUAAAAAACGCCCAGGGGUCGAAUAUCUUUUGGAAACCUUAAGCGGUUUGUACGAAAUUGUGAUAUACACAGCUGAACAGGGAAUGACGGUAUUUCCGAUCGUGGAAGCGCUAGAUCCAAAGAACUUGAUAAUGUACAAAUUAGUGCGAGAUGCAACUAACUUUGUGGACGGCGCCCAUGUUAAAGAUUUGAACAAAUUAAACAGAGAUCUUAGCAGAGUUAUAGUAGUUGACUGGAACGCAAACUCCGCCAAAUUUCACCCAGAUAACGUGUUCCAAAUUCCCCGAUGGGAUGGUAAUGAUAACGACACGUCCUUGAUCGAUUUGACAGCAUUAUUAGUUACAAUAGCGCACUCCGGUGUUGAGGACGUUAGAGAAGUGAUCAACUACUACAAAGAUUUUGAUGACGGUCUUGCGGCAUUUAGAGAAAAACGGAACGCCAUUUUGGAAGACCAGGAUCUGCGUCCAAAUACGCCAUCCGAGAGCCCAAUUCAGAAACUCUCCAAGAACCUCUUCGCCAAACAGCACAAACUUCUGUAA